Messenger RNA from Scatophagus argus, 5691 nucleotides. RefSeq names its product SEC31 homolog A, COPII coat complex component (gene sec31a). The transcript is spliced from 28 exons. Gene Ontology annotation, molecular function: structural molecule activity; protein binding. Gene Ontology annotation, cellular component: COPII vesicle coat; endoplasmic reticulum exit site. The record is from RefSeq and is a predicted model, not a curated record. The coding region runs from base 243 to 4304 and encodes 1353 amino acids. Gene Ontology annotation, biological process: endoplasmic reticulum organization; COPII-coated vesicle cargo loading; endoplasmic reticulum to Golgi vesicle-mediated transport. NCBI's taxonomy places the organism in Eukaryota, Metazoa, Chordata, Actinopteri, Scatophagidae.
CGGAAGCUGUUCUUCUUCGUGGGAGCAGGAGACUGUUGCUUAGUGCCACGUUGAUGGAGACCAGUGGGGACGUGGAAAUCUGUCUUGAGUCCGUAGCCGGGACCCGGUAGCCUCCUCUUCUGUUUCUACAGCCGUUAAUCCUCAAGCAGAACCGAAAGAGGAACUUGUACGGGUGCAGGCUGUUUGUGUUUGUCACCAGUUUUAUGUGUGCGUUCAUGUAAGAAGGAGCGAAGAAAGAAAGGAUGAAACUUAAAGAGAUCAACCGCACAGCCAUCCAGAGCUGGAGUCCUGCACAGCACCACCCCAUCUACCUUGCAACAGGAACAUCAGCCCAGCAGCUGGAUGCCUCCUUUAGCACCAACGCCUCCCUGGAGUUUUUCGAGCUGGACCUGACUGAACCGUCCCUGGACAUGAAGUCGUGUGGCAGCUUCUCCUCCCCACACAGAUACCACAAACUGGUCUGGGGUCCGUAUGGAAUGGAUGACGACGGUCACCCUUCAGGGGUGCUCGUCGCAGGAGGCGAGAACGGCGACGUCAUCCUGUACGACCCUGCAAAGAUCAUGGCUGGAGAGAGCGACGUGAUCAUUACUGAGAGCGACAGGCACACGGGACCAGUGAGAGGUCUCGACGUCAACCCGUUCCAGACUAACCUGGUUGCAUCAGGUGGGAAUGAGUCUGAAAUCUACAUCUGGGAUAUGAAUAACUUUGGCUCUCCAAUGACACCAGGACCCAAAACUCAGCCUCUGGAGGACAUCAGCUGUGUCUCGUGGAACAGACAGGUUCAACACAUCCUGGCCUCUGCCAGCCCGAGUGGCCGAGCAUCAGUGUGGGACCUCCGCAAGAACGACCUCAUUAUUAAAGUCAGCGACCACAGCAACAGAAUGCAUUGCUCUGGGCUGGCUUGGAACCCAGAAGUGGCCACUCAGCUGGUCUUGGCCUCAGAGGACGACCGGAUGCCGGUCAUCCAGAUGUGGGACUUACGUUUUGCUACCUCACCUCUCAAGAUUUUCGAGAAUCACACACGGGGUGUCCUGGCCAUCGCCUGGAGCUUGGCUGAUCCCGAGCUGCUCCUCAGCUGUGGGAAGGACAGCAGGAUCCUGUGCUGGAAUCCAAACACAGGAGAGGUGCUGUACGAGUUGCCCACCAGCAGCCAGUGGUGCUUUGACAUCCAGUGGUGCCCCAGGAACCCUGCGGUGCUGUCGGCUGCGGGCUUUGACGGACACAUCGACAUCUUUUCCAUCAUGGGAGGCAGCAAUCAGGCGCAGAGCCAGAGACACGCUGACCAGAUAAGCAACUCGUUUGGGAACAUGGAUCCUUUUGGGACAGGACAAACUUUGCCCCCCCUGCAGCUGCCCCAGACUUCUGCCCCUGCAGCAACAGCCAUCCCCCUGAAGAAGCCACCCAAGUGGAUCCGCAGACCUGUGGGAGCCUCGUUUGCGUUUGGUGGGAAGCUGGUGUCUCUGGAGAACACAAAGCUGAACCCGCAGCAGCCUCAGCAGCCUCAGCAGUCCACUGCACAUGUUGUACAUAUCAGCCAGGUUGUCACAGAAACGGCCUUCUUGAAGCGCUCCGAGCAGCUGCAGGCCACUCUGAGUGCAGGCAGCUUUGUGGAUUUCUGCCAGGGAAAGAUCGAUGCAGCUGGAAACGAGUUUGAAAAGACUCUUUGGUCUUUCCUCAAGGCUAAUUUUGAAAGUGAUGUCCGCAGCAAGUACCUGGAACUUCUGGGUUACAACAAAGAGGAGGUCGCCUUAAAGAUUUCAGCAGCACUAGAGGAAAAGCCUGCUGAUCACCCACAGGUGGAGGCGCCUGCUCCUGCCAGCCUGCAGCCUUUGGCGGACCUCAGCCUCGUGCCGCCUGCCGACACUCCCGAGGCAGCUUUCGACAUGAUUGCUGCAGCGAACCUUCAGCCAGAAGCCACUCCUGACCCAGAGAACGAAGAGCCGGCGGCGGAUUCAGAGGACGCUCUUCUCAGCAAACCAGAGGAAAACGCCGCACCAGAGGAGGGAGCGGAGGAGGAGGAGGAGGAGGAGGAGACGACUGCACUGGUGGCGGAGGAGUCCAGUCCUGCUGAGACCUGCGCUCCAGCCCAGGAGCUGGCUGAGGCUCCAGCUUCAGCCCACACAGGAGUCAGUCUCAGCAUCAGCCAAGAUGUGGACGGGCUGAUCACGCAGGCCCUGCUGACCGGAGACUUCGAGGGAGCUGUGGAGCUCUGUCUCCAUGACAACCGAAUGGCAGACAGCAUCAUCCUGGCCAUCGCCGGAGGGACCGAGCUCUUAGAGAAAACCCAGAGGAAGUAUUUCACGAAAACACAGAGCAAGAUAAGCAAGCUGAUCAGUGCUGUGGUGAUGAAGGACUGGCAUGACAUCCUGAAGACGUGCGAGCUGCAGAACUGGAAGGAGGCCCUGGCUGCUGUCAUGACCUACGCUCAGCCUGAGGAGUUCUCUUCCCUCUGUGACCUUCUCGGGGACAGACUGGAGGCAGCAGAGGACGCCCAGCUGCAAGUCCAGGCCUGUCUGUGUUACAUCUGCGCUGGAAACGUGGAGAAACUCGUGUCAUGCUGGACCAGAGCGCAGGACGGACGCUGUCCACUCUCUCUCCAGGACCUGGUGGAGAAGGUGGUUGUGCUGCGGCGGGCUGUCGAGCAGACCCAACGCUCUGGACCCGCCGCCAUCGGAAUCCUGCUGGCGGAAAAGAUGAGCCAGUACGCCAGCCUGCUGGCCUCCCAGGGCAGUCUGUCCACCGCCAUCACCUACCUGCCGGACAACACCAACCAGGUUGCCAUACAGCAGCUUCGUGACCGUCUCAUUCGGGCUCUGGGCCAGCAGGCGGUGGCUCCAGCAGCCUCAGUACAAACCCACAGAGCUCAGUCUCAGUUGCCUGCCUCGACUCGGGCUCUGCCCCGGCAUCCGUUCACCCCGAUCCAGCCCGCCAUGGUGCCUCGGGCCCCCGCACCAGCUCCAGUACCCAUGGCUACACCCGCCCCCUCCGCCCCGGCUCAGCCGCAGUAUUACCAGCCGGUGAGGGCUGCCUCCACUGUCACCUCCUGGAGUAACCAGACUCCCACAGCCCUCCCCAAUGUCCCUCCUCCUCUUCAAGACCAGCAGGUGGAGCCGCCAAACCCCAUGUACGGGAUGCCCCCCUCCGGCUCGGCUGCUGCGCCUCCACCCUCCUCCUCCACUCCUGCGUACAUGUUGUCCCAUCAGUACCAGCCCUACCCCCAGGUCAGCCAGUACCCACCUGGAGCUGGGGGGGUCUCUGUCUAUCAGCCUCUUCAGUACCGCCCUGCUGCUGCUCCUCCUGCAGAGCCCCCUGGCUUUCUCUCUCAGUACACACAGCACGUCUCCUCUCAGCCGGCACCUCCGGUCUAUCCCGGACCUCCUCCCAUCAGCCAGUGCCUGUCCUCCUCUCCUCCCUCCCAGGCUCCUUUCUUUCCCUCCUCCUCCUCCUCGUUUUCAGCUCCUCUGUCCUCCGGAGCGUCUUUCCAGCAUGGCGGUCCGGGAUCUCCUGUGUCCUACAUGCCUCCUCCUCUUCCUCCACCGAGCGGAGUCUCAGGUACACAGCUUGACGCUGACCCCGGGCUGAUCCCCGCCUCUCAGAGAACAGGGCCUCAGAACGGCUGGAAUGACCCUCCGGCCCUGAGCAGAGCACCGAAGAAGAAGCAGAUUCCAGAGAACUACACCCCUCCCGCCCCCAUCACUGCACCCAUCAUGGGUCCUCUGGGCGCUGACCCUCAGGCCCAGCCCGUGUCCUCUGGGGCCCCUCAGGGCAUGAUCCAGGGGCCACAUGGUGCCCAGGUCCCCUACUCAGGCAUGCACCAGCACCAGCAGCAGCAGCAGCAGCAGCAGCAGUUCUCCCCUCCACCUGUGAACCCUGCAAUGCCCAAGACCAGUAUGGAGGGCGCCCCGGGAGCACCAACAGGAGAUCUCAUACAGCCUCUGCAGUCCAUCCCUGCUGAGAAGAUCACGAAGAAGCCCAUCCCCGACGAGCACCUGGUCCUGAAGACCACGUUUGAGGGCCUCAUCCAGAAGUGUUUGGCUGUAGCUACGGACCCUCAAACCAGGAGGAAGCUUGAUGACGCCACCAAACGUCUGGAGGCGCUUUAUGACAAACUGAGAGAGCAGACGCUUUCUCCCACCAUUGUUGGAGGACUGCAUAACAUAGCCAGGAGUAUAGAGUCCAGAUCCUACACGGAGGGCCUCAACAUCCACACCCACAUAGUCAGCAACAGCAACUUCAGCGAGACGUCAGCGUUCAUGCCCGUACUCAAGGUGGUGCUGACACAAGCCAACAAACUCGGCGUCUGAUUGGGCACAAAACAAAAAGUAACUCCCCCAGUGUCUUCGAGUGGCGGGCGGCGGAGCGUGACUGGUCAGGGGUCGAGCUCGUUUCACAGGGAGCUGCAUUUCACUCACAGCGCAAAUUCUGAGGUGUCCGAAAAUCCGGAAAAUUCUUCUGCGUGCCGUUCAUGUUUUCUGACGCAGCUCAAACACAAGCCAUGCAAUCAGUCGCACUCAGUGGUGAAAGUGAAAUCCGAGCCCUGUGCAAAUAAAGGGCUAGAGACUGUUUAAUCCACCCUAAUCUACAGACAGGUUACACCAAACAUUUGUUCUCAACUCAUCUUCAUGUAUGUGACUUUAUGAAUAUGCAGCAGUCAUACUGGAAAUUUCACAACGUUAAGAGUUUCAGCACACUGGAAAUGACUGCAACUUGUAGACUGCAGUGAAAACAAAUUGGAAACGGCAUCAAGAGAUUCAGGAAUUUUAAGGGCGAUUUUAUUGAGGUAAUCAAAUUAAAUGUAGUCAGCUUGAAGAUUGAAGCCCACCUUGAUAACAGCAUGCUUUUGGCUCACGUCUGCACGAUCAUGCAAACAGCAAUCAUUUUAGGAAUAUUAGCUUGUUUAUCUUUAUAGACUUUAAAUAUUUGCGCACUACAACUAUGCUCAGAGGCAUUAUCACCCAUAAAUACGUAGAAUCCUGUCAUGCUUUAUGUUUGCAUAUGCAUCAUUGCUUGCGUCUCAUGAGGCCACAGGUGAACACUGUAAAAAAGGUUUAGAGAAGAUUUAACGGCAGCACACAGAAUCUGGAUACGUUUCAAAUCAGAUUAGCAGUCAGACCUUAAAUCCAGGAAUCUUCUUUCCCAAGCAUUUAAAAUUAAACUGAUAGUUGGAGAGCCAGUUUUUUCUUCUUUUUUUUAAAUAUAUAUGUACAAGAUUUAGUAUUUUAAACCCUUUUUCUGCUUUUACUGCCUUACUUUCACCACUGGUGUCACUACACACAGCACAUUGGACCAAGAUAUUGUCAGAGUGUGGGAUAUGCCAACGCAGAGCAAUGCAGUCCCACUUGUUAAGGACGUUUAAUGUUGUUUCAUUUCAUGUUAUUUGUUUUAUUUUUUCAGUGUUAACCGCGAGGCUCAGCAGAGUGCAAUGAAUUUUUGAGAGGAGUCUGUGCUUUAAAUGGAAUUUGAAAGUAUGCAUGCUCAAACAAACGCUCACAGUCUUCUUUAAUGGUAUUUGAUGUUAAUUAUCUGCUAAUCAAUCAGACCUCAGAGGGAAACUGGAGGGAGGCUCGUACUUGAUUUUCAUUCCAACUGUAAGGAGGCUCUGAGUGUUUACGGUGAUAACGGAAAACAAGUCUUUGUUUUAGAUUGACUACAUGCAAUAUUUUCAAUAAAUAGUAUUUAUUUACAGCUCGA